AUGGUGGCAGCUCGAAAUAACCGUACCAGCACUGACUCCAUGUUCCCAGAGAACUUGGAGGAUGGCGAUGAUGCGAUAUCUCCUAUACUGGUAGUGAGCACGGUCAUCGGGGUGCUCGUCAUCCUCUCCUGCAUGACCAUCAUUGGAGGCAGCAUCUGCAAGGCCCAGUUCCGGCAGCGUCGGAACCGCCGCCGCUAUGAAGAAGAGGAUGAGAACAGCCAAGGAUCUGACGGGAGCAUAUACAGCCACUUAACCUACAGGAUGCGCCAUGCCUGCGGCUUUGCAGAGGGAUGGAGCUCACCCUCAGUCCUAAGCACUGAUGAGAAUGUGGAUGGCAUGAUGCUCCAAGAGCUGUACUCGGAUAUUCCACCACGUUAUGAGGAGUGCAUCGGGCCAGGGGCCACUCAGCUGUAUAUCCCCACGGAUGCACCACCACCCUACUCGCUGAUUGAUGCCUACCCUGUGCUGGAGAGCACCCUGUGCUGGAUGACAGGCAACAACAACAACCCAGGCGGAUACCAGGCGCAGAGGAUCCAGGGCCAGGGGGGCCUCUGCACCAUCUCCAUGGAUGCCCUGCCCUCUUAUGAGUCUGUGUGUGGGGCUGGCCCAGAACCAGGGCCACAGCGCUCCCGGGCCUCAGCCGGCCCCAACUGGAUCCUGGUCUCUGGCACAGAAAUGACCGUGUAA
Messenger RNA from Pteropus alecto (black flying fox), 687 nucleotides. It is a transcript of the gene BEAN1, whose product is annotated as brain expressed associated with NEDD4 1. The coding region runs from base 1 to 687 and encodes 228 amino acids. The transcript is spliced from 4 exons. Lineage: Eukaryota; Metazoa; Chordata; Mammalia; Chiroptera; Pteropodidae. The record is from RefSeq and is a predicted model, not a curated record.